AUGGUCAUCCCGCCGGCCAUCAUGUUCGCGCCCUUCUACCGGCGCGCGCUGCCCGCCGCGCUCAACUACGGCUCGCUGGGCCACGUCGUGGGUCACGAGAUCACGCACGGCUUCGACCCGGAGCUGAGCCUGUACAACGAGUCCGGCCUGCGCGAGGACUGGUGGUCGGCGCGCUCGCGCGCCAACUUCGAACAGCGCGUCAAGUGCCUGCGCCGCCUCUACAACGAGGCGCCCUGGUCGCGCGGCGUCAACUACGGGGACACGGCGCUGUCCGAGAACUUCGCCGACUGCGGGGGCCUCGACAAGGUAUACAGGUCGUUCAAGUCUCUCGGUCCGCAGCCCUCUCAGCGGCUGGGCGACCGGAACUACACGGCCGACCAGCUGUUCUUCAUCAGCAGCUGCUUCAAGUGGUGCACCGUGGAGGGCGCCAUGCGCGGCCGCUCGCCGAGCGCCGACGAGUCCGAGGCGAUCAAGUUCUACUCGCCCAUGCACAUGCGCUGCAACGUGCCGCUCAUGAACAUGCCCGAGUUUGCGCAGCACUUCGGCUGCAAGCCGGGCACCGUCAUGAAUCCGCGCGCGCGCUGCGAGACAUUCUAG
Messenger RNA from Rhipicephalus microplus (southern cattle tick), 597 nucleotides. RefSeq names its product endothelin-converting enzyme 1-like. Lineage: Eukaryota; Metazoa; Arthropoda; Arachnida; Ixodida; Ixodidae. The record is from RefSeq and is a predicted model, not a curated record.